AAUUUUGUUGAUUUUAUAGUGGAUGCAAUUCCUAUUUAAACUCAGUUCUGCGAGCUAUUCAGUACAUUACAGUCAUCUCGAAAACUGAGGUAUUUUGUUUAUUCAGUAUUUUAAGCAACUCAAAAAACAAACUAUCAUCAUGAAGGUCACAUGUGUUGUACUCCUUUUGGUCGCUUUAGUCGCCGCAGAAAAAACUGAAAAACGCGAUGCCCUUUACAAUGGAGUAUAUGGAUCCGCAUUUUCUUAUGGAGUUGGAAGCCCUGUAGUCCCUCAAUCUCACUCUGUCCAUGGAGUUGCUCAACCACUCGUUAAAUCUUUGCCAGCAUCAUACUCUGGAGCUUACCCAUCAGCUUACUCAGCAUACUCUGGAGCCUACCCAUCAACUUACUCAGCAUAUUCUGGAGCCUACCCAUCAGCUUACUCAGCAUACUCUGGAGCCUACCCAUCAGCUUACUCAGCACACUCUGGAGCAUACCCAUCAUCCUUCAGUCCAUACUCUGGUGCCUACCCAGCAUCCUUCGGUUCAUACUCUGGUGCCUACCCAUCAUCCUUCGGUUCAUACUCUGGUGCCUACCCAUCAUCCUUCGGUUCAUACUCUGGUGCCUAUCCAGCUGCUCACUCUGCACACGCUUAUGGAUCUCCACAAUACCUUGGUUCUCAAACUCUUGCCCUCAAAAAAUAAUUGUUCAACUUUGAACAAACUUCUCUAAAAACGUUAAUUUAAAUUUUCAAAAUAUUUUUCAAAUGUUAUAGUGUACAUAAAUGUAAACUAAUUAACUUCUCAAAUAAAAUAAAUAGUAUUUUACUGAAAUAAUAA
Molecule: messenger RNA, 817 nt
Organism: Daktulosphaira vitifoliae (grape phylloxera)
Lineage: Eukaryota; Metazoa; Arthropoda; Insecta; Hemiptera; Phylloxeridae
Product: enamelin-like
Exons: 3
Coding region: 140-682 (180 amino acids)
Source: RefSeq, a predicted model, not a curated record